Messenger RNA from Glarea lozoyensis ATCC 20868, 786 nucleotides. RefSeq lists its product as uncharacterized. The transcript is spliced from 2 exons. Bases 1 to 786 code for a protein of 261 amino acids. The record is from RefSeq and is a predicted model, not a curated record. NCBI's taxonomy places the organism in Eukaryota, Fungi, Ascomycota, Leotiomycetes, Helotiales, Helotiaceae.
AUGAUGUUGAUCCCCAACGUCAGACUCGCAGAGUUGCACACCAGCUGCAGCGCUUGCAGCAGUUAUUUCUCCGCUGUGACCUGUGGUCGUCUGGUGAAGCGCAUGAAUCUCGAGUGUGGGGAAGCCAGCCAGGACUUUUACACCACCACAAGCGACGGUUGGAGAGCACUCGGCUACAGUACCUUUCAGGGGCAGCACCGUAUACACAAAUACAAGAUGGAGGAGCACGGAGUACGUGCUUCUGGGCCGUCGAUGUACGGUGCAAUGUGGCUUACGGAGACAAGACACGCAAAAGCCUGGGAAUGGCAUCUCGCUACCACAGUAGAAGCCCGAAAGAAGGGCCAGAAGAAUGCUGAACCGGAGCAGGUCCCAAUGCCGGACCUGUCUUGGUACCGUAACUUCUCCACAGAUGCACGCUGCAAGGCAAUUUUCACGAGUCACCAGCACGAACACCCACCUUUGCUGUCGCCGCCUGCCCUCGACUUUUCAGCAAAAUGGCUUCUCCUCGACCUCGUCCGUUGGACUCGCUUCACAUCGCCAGGGAGGUUGACGAACUCUACCGAACGUACCCCCCUCGAGACCACUACUAUGUCACUUGGUCUAGCUUACCCAAGAUCCACAGGCAGCCAGAUUCGUCCCUUUUCAAGUACCCCAGACUGCGAACGACAGUCGACUAUACUCAAUUGCAUACCACACGCUAUUAAAACAACCUUCGAUCGCCCGACCCUGGUCCAGCUCUAUUCCACCCGCUCCGGCCUCCCCAGUCUUCGCAUCUUAGUUCAAUAA